UACGUGCCAUAUAAACAAAGUUCAAAGCCAUCUAUUGCUAGAAACGUACAUGAGUUCCAUACUUCUUAAUACAGACUACGCGUUACGGACAACGUGAGGUAGGAAGGAAAACACAUCUUCUUAGGCAUUAUUCCUAUCUGCCCAUCAAUGGCAUCUUCGGCGAUAGUUGCUGGCCUUGGUCUGGCUGCUGUUGGAUUUGCUGGUCGUAUGAUUCUACGGUCUGCUCCCACAGUGACGACAAAAUUUAACGAAAUACUCAAGCAGUUCCCUAUGGAUUCCGAGUCUUUACUUGGAAGCCGAUACUACAAGGGUGGCUUUGAUGCAAAAAUGUCCAAACGAGAAGCAUCCUUGAUACUUGGAAUAUCACCUACAGCCAACAAAAUUAGAGUAAAAGAAGCCCAUAAAAGAAUCAUGCUUGCAAAUCAUCCAGAUAGGGGAGGUUCACCAUAUUUGGCUGCUAAGAUCAAUGAAGCUAAAGAUUUCUUGGAUAAUCUAAAGACCGGGCUAUAUCAUGGACUACUCUAACUAAAGGACGGGACUCUUCGACAUUUCCUAUGCCACCCAU
Daphnia magna is the source of this 565-nucleotide messenger RNA. Its product is annotated as mitochondrial import inner membrane translocase subunit TIM14-like. NCBI's taxonomy places the organism in Eukaryota, Metazoa, Arthropoda, Branchiopoda, Diplostraca, Daphniidae. The transcript is spliced from 4 exons. Gene Ontology annotation, molecular function: ATPase activator activity. The record is from RefSeq and is a predicted model, not a curated record. The coding region runs from base 148 to 525 and encodes 125 amino acids. Gene Ontology annotation, cellular component: PAM complex, Tim23 associated import motor. Gene Ontology annotation, biological process: protein import into mitochondrial matrix.